GGCGGCGGCGGCAGGAGCAGCAGCAGCAGCAGCAGCGCUGGGCUGGCGGGUUUUGCUGCGAGUUGUUGUUUCCUCCUCCUGCCCGGCGGGGCUUGAAUGGUGGAGCUCCAGCUCUCGCCGCUGCUGAGCUUUACAGUGACAGCUCCUGGGCGAGCGCGCUCUUCAGCUCGCGGGGCCCCGCCGCCGGGGAGCUCGGCCUGAGCCAGCCGGGCUCCGCGGCUCACCAUGUCCGGGGACGGUGGCGGCGGCGGCGGCAACAGCAGGCACACGGCGGAACUGCGAGCGGAGCUCUAUUUCCUCAUCGCCCGCUUUCUGGAGAACGGACCCUGCCAGCAAGCGGCUCAGGUCCUGAUCCGAGAGGUAGCCGAGAAGGAGCUGCUGCCCAAACGCACGGACUGGACGGGAAAGGAGCAUCCCAGGAGCUACCAGAGCCUAGUAAAAUACUAUAGACACUUGGCACCCGAUCAUUUACUGCAAAUAUGCCAUCGACUAGGACCACUUCUAGAGCAAGAAAUUCCUCAGAGUGUUCCAGGAGUCCAAACAUUGUUAGGGGCUGGAAGACAGUCUUUACUUCGCACAAAUAAAAGCUGCAAGCAUGUUGUAUGGAAGGGAUCUGCUCUUGCUGCAUUGCAUUGUGGAAGACCUCCAGAGUCACCAGUAAACUAUGGCAGCCCACCUAGUAUAGCUGAAACUCUCUUUUCAAGAAAACUAAAUGGAAAAUACAGACUUGAACAUCUUGUUCCAACUGCUGUAUAUCAACAUAUGAAAAUGCACAAGCGGAUCCUGGGACACUUAUCUUCCGUAUAUUGUGUAACAUUUGAUCGAACAGGCAGACGGAUAUUUACUGGUUCUGAUGAUUGUCUUGUGAAAAUCUGGGCAACAGAUGAUGGAAGACUGCUUGCUACUUUAAGAGGACAUGCAGCUGAAAUAUCUGACAUGGCCGUUAAUUAUGAGAAUACCAUGAUUGCUGCAGGAAGCUGUGACAAGAUGAUCAGAGUUUGGUGUCUCCGAACAUGUGCUCCUCUGGCUGUCUUGCAAGGCCACAGUGCAUCCAUAACAUCACUACAGUUUUCCCCACUGUGCAGUGGCUCAAAGCGAUUCCUGUCUUCGACUGGGGCAGAUGGCACAAUAUGCUUUUGGUUGUGGGAUGCCGGCACCCUUAAAAUAAAUCCAAGGCCAACAAAGUUUACAGAACGUCCAAGACCUGGAGUCCAAAUGAUCUGCUCUUCUUUUAGUGCUGGUGGAAUGUUUCUGGCCACUGGAAGUACAGAUCACAUCAUUAGGGUUUAUUUCUUUGGAUCAGGUCAGCCAGAGAAGAUAUCAGAGUUGGAGUUUCAUACUGACAAGGUAGACAGCAUUCAGUUCUCUUACACUAGUAAUCGAUUUGUCAGUGGUAGUCGUGAUGGCACAGCACGCAUCUGGAUGUUCAAGAGAAGGGAAUGGAAAAGUAUUUUGUUAGAUAUGGCUACUCGUCCUUCAGGCCAAACGCUACAAGGAGUAGAAGACAAAAUCACAAAACUGAAAGUUACUAUGGUGGCAUGGGACCGUCAUGACAACUCUGUCAUUACUGCAGUUAACAACAUGACAUUGAAAGUUUGGAAUUCCUUCACUGGUCAACUUAUUCAUAUCCUUAUGGGGCAUGAAGAUGAAGUAUUUGUGCUUGAGACUCACCCUUUUGAUCCUAGAGUUCUCUUCUCUGCUGGCCAUGAUGGAAAUGUCAUAGUCUGGGAUUUGGCAAGGGGAGUCAAAAUCCGGUCUUAUUUCAACAUGAUUGAAGGACAAGGACAUGGGGCAGUAUUUGACUGCAAGUGCUCUCCUGAUGGUCAGCAUUUUGCAUGCACAGACUCUCACGGUCAUCUUCUGAUCUUUGGCUUUGGCUCAAGUAGCAAAUAUGACAAGAUAGCGGAUCAGAUGUUCUUUCACAGUGAUUAUCGACCUCUUAUCCGUGAUGCCAAUAACUUUGUGCUGGAUGAACAGACACAACAGGCGCCACACCUUAUGCCUCCUCCAUUUUUGGUUGAUGUUGAUGGUAACCCUCAUCCAUCAAGAUACCAGAGAUUAGUUCCAGGACGUGAAAACUGUAGAGAGGAGCAACUUAUUCCUCAAAUGGGGGUAACUUCCUCAGGACUGAACCAGGUGUUGAGUCAACAAGUUAGUCCUUUGGAUAGCAUGAUACAGAGACUUCAACAAGAGCAAGAUCAGAGGCGUUCUGGAGAGGCUGGAACUAGCACUAACAGAGUUGGCAGAGCCUCUGUGAACUCUACCUCAGAAGUACAUUCACCCCCAAAUGUGGGAUUGAGACGCAGUGGACAAAUUGAGGGUGUGCGGCAGAUGCAUAGUAAUGCACCGAGAAGUGAAAUAGCUACUGAACGAGAUCUGGUUGCAUGGAGUCGAAGGGUUGUGGUACCAGAGCUGUCAACAGGAGUAUCCAGUAGACAGGAAGAAUGGCGAACAGCAAAGGGAGAAGAAGAGAUAAGGAUUUACAGAUCUGAAGAGAAAAGGAAACACAUUGCAAGUCAUGUUCCUAGAGAGAACAAAAUACCUUCUCUACCUAAGAAUCAUUCUCAUGAUCAUAUAUUGGAUGUUGGUGAUGCAAAAAAGCAACAGGCCAACCAACAUAACUACCGUACAAGAUAUGCAUUGGAAGAAACUGCCAGACCAAAUGAAGACAUGGAAAAUGGAAGCAGUUCCUCAGAUGAGGGAGAAGUAGUUGUUGCAAGUGGUGGAACAUCUGAAGAUGAGGGGAAAGCAUGGCACAGUGAUGGCAGUUCUAGUGACUAUUCUAGUGACUAUUCUGACUGGACAGCAGAUGCUGGAAUUAAUCUACAACCACCAAAGAAAAUUCCUAAAAUUAAGACUAAAAAAGUAGAAAGCAGUUCAGAAGAUGAGGAAGGUCCUGAAAAACAAAGACAAAAGCAAAUCCGAAAAGAAAGAAAAAAGGGUAUUGAAGAUAAAGAUGGUCCAACAUCCCCCCAAAAAAGAAAACCCAAAGAGAGAAAACAAAAGAGGUUAGCUGUAGGAGUGCUGGCAGAAAAUGGCUUGACAUUGGAAGAAUGGCUGCCUUCAGUAUGGAUUACAGAUCUUGUUCCCCGCCGAUGUCCAUUUGUACCACAAAUGGGAGAUGAGGUGUAUUAUUUCCGACAAGGCCAUGAAGCAUAUGUUCUAAUGGCAAAGAAGAACAAAAUAUAUAGUAUUAAUCCCAAAAAACAGCCGUGGCAUAAGAUGGAAUUACGGGAACAAGAACUGAUGAAAAUAGUUGGAAUAAAGUAUGAAGUUGGGCUGCCUACACUUUGCUGUCUUAAACUUGCUUUUCUUGACCCAGAUACGGGUAAAUUGACAGGAGGAUCUUUUACAAUGAAGUAUCAUGAUAUGCCAGAUGUUAUAGAUUUUCUAGUCUUAAGACAGCAGUUUGAUGACGCAAAACACAGGCGUUGGAACAUAGGUGAUAGGUUUAGAUCGGUAAUUGAUGAUGCAUGGUGGUUUGGAACAAUUGAAAGCCAAGAACCCCUUCAGCCUGAUUAUCCGGACAGCUUGUUUCAGUGCUACAAUGUCUGUUGGGACAAUGGAGACACUGAGAAAAUGAGUCCUUGGGAUAUGGAGCCUAUACCAAACAAUGGUAUGUGUCUACUUUCCCCUAGAUGUACAGAAAGGAGACAGACCUUACUGUCUGUGUUUCCAGAGGAGCUUGGAACUAGUGUUCCUUUAACUAAUGUUGAAAGCAGAUCAUUGAUCUACAAACCUCUGGAUGGAGAAUGGGGUUCUAGAACCAGAGAUGAUGAAUGUGAAAGAAUAAUUUUAGGGAUAAGCCACUUGAUGACUCUAGAUCUUGCUUCUGCUUUUGUGGCACCUGUGGAUUUCCAAGCUUAUCCAAUGUACUGCACUGUUGUUGCAUAUCCUACUGAUCUCAGUACAAUUAAGCAAAGACUGGAAAAUAGAUUUUACAGGCGACUUUCUUCACUUAUGUGGGAAGUUCGGUAUAUAGAAUAUAAUACACGGACAUUCAAUGAACCAGGAAGUCCCAUUGUCAAAUCUGCGAAGUUUGUUACAGAUCUCCUGCUACACUUCAUAAAAGAUCAGGCUUGCUAUGACAUCGUUUCACUGUAUAAUACAAUGAAGAAAAAAGUCUUGUCUGAUUCAGAGGAGGAAGAAGAGAAAGAUAUUAACAUGCCUGGCACUUCUACUCGAAAGAGGAAGGAUCAUCAGCCAAAGCGGAGGCUACGCAACAGAGCUCAAUCAUAUGAUGUUCAGGCAUGGAAAAGACAGUGCCAGGAGUUGUUAAAUCUAAUUUUUCAAUGUGAGGAUUCUGAACCUUUUCGUCAGCCAGUGGAUCUUCUUGAAUAUCCAGAUUACAGAGACAUCAUUGAUACUCCAAUGGAUUUUGCUACUGUUCGAGAAACACUAGAAGCAGGGAAUUAUGAAUCUCCAAUGGAGUUGUGUAAAGAUGUGAGGCUAAUCUUCAGUAACUCCAAAGUUUAUACACCAUGCAAAAGAUCAAGGAUUUACAGCAUGAGCCUGCGUCUGUCUGCCUUCUUCGAGGAACACAUUAGUUCCAUUUUAUCAGAUUACAAAUCUGCUUUACGCUUUCAUAAACGAAACACAAUUAAAAAAAGGAAGAAAAGAAGUAGAAGCAGUUCUCUUUCUAGUAGUGCUGCAUCAAGUCCUGACAGGAAGAGGCGGCUAAUAAAACCACAGAUGAAAGCUGAAACCCCUUCUGCGCCUUCAUCCUCUGCACCUGUACGCUCAACUUCCUUGAGAAACAUUGCUGCACAGAUGAAUGGAAAAGCAGCUGACUCUGCCACUCUGAUCCGGACAAGGAGCACUAGGGCAGUGACAGAAAUGGCUGUAAGUGAACAACCAUCUACUUCUUCAGGAGGAAAGCCUUUAACUGUGAAACCUAGUGCUACUGUUCCAUCAGGGAAAUCAGUACUGGAGAAUUCUACCAAACAUUCCAAGAAUCAGAAUAUUUUAUCAGUUCCUAAUCAAACCAAUUACACUCACAACACUAGGAAUAAUACUGCAAAAGAAAACGUGGAGAAAGAGAAACCAAUUAAACGUAAACCAAAAUCAUCUGCUGUCAGCCCACAAGCAGACUGCAAGAAUAAUGCCAUGGCUGUAGCAACAGGAAGCAUCCAAGUAAACGGACAUGGGGGUCAAUCUUCAAAGCCUGCACUUAAGAGAGGCCCUGGGCGGAAACCGAAGAUUGAGACGAAUAACAGUAGCUGUGAAGUGGUUCACAAGAAAAGAGGGAGGAAACCAAAAAAUCUGUUACUUGCUCAGCAAAAGGACUUGGGGCAGAACUCAAUCCAAGCUACUAAAGACUUGAUAGUAGAGGAAGCAUCAGUUUCUACUGCAUGCAAUUCUCUUUCUGAAAAUAAUGUGAAGGAAGACUUGUUGCAAAGAAAAGGGCGCGGAGGCAGGAAGCCUAAAAGAAAGCCACAGGCACAAGAGCCAGGACUGGAACUUACAUUUUCUGCAGAUCCUAAAAUUCAGACAAGAAGCAGGAGGAAAAAAACAGAUGAGCCUGUUGAAGAGGAGCCUGAGGAACUUAAAGAGUCUGAACCCCACAUGAGAACUAGAAACCAGGGUAAAAGGACAGCCUUUUACAACGAGGAUGACUCAGAGGAGGAGCAGAGGCAACUGUUAUUUGAAGACACCUCUUUGACUUUUGGGACAUCUAGCAGAGGCAGAGUCCGGAAAUUAACUGAGAAAGCAAAGGCUAAUCUGAUUGGUUGGUAACUUCAGCAUUUAAGAAUGCUAAGAAACAGGUACAACAAAGGAAAGUGGAACUAAGGAUAUCUGCCUUCUGCUGCUAUUUCCAGAUGAGAAUGAGAAUAUGCGCUGAUUUGAAAAAGUAUAGCAAAAACAAACUCAAAAUUUCUUUGAAAGAAGUAUGCAUUUUAAACUUUUGCUAUUUAUUGCCCUCUAAGUAGGUUAUGCAUUUCAAUUCACUUUGUCCAGCUGAUAUUGAAGAUUGUAUAAAUAAAAUUCUUGAUUUGCAGAAAUGUUACUGUAAUUUUGAGCAGUACAUAAUCUCUAUUUGAUUAAAAAGAUAAUAGAAUUUUUAAUGUUACAGACUGAGAGCAGAACUCCUAUUUUUUGAAUGAGCAAGGUACAAUACAUUUGUAUAGAGUGUAGUAUUUGUUUUUUGCAGGAUAUUAGCAAAGUGUGGCAGUAAAUGCCACUGAGGACAUACAAAAUUACCAAACUUUCCUAAUGAGAUAACAUUUAAUUUCAGUAAUAAUCGGGCACACAGCUUUGUACAGACAAACCUAGUGCAGGUUAUUGGUUUAUCUAGGAUCUGCCAAACAGAGAGAAAUCACAAUAUAUAUAUAUAGAUAGAUAUAUAUCCACAUUGGAAAAAGUUUGACUAAUAUGUCUAAUUCUUCAGACCUUCAUUCUUGUAUCAAUCAAAUCUCUGUUUAUUGUGCCAAAGACUGAGAACCAGUGCAGUAGAAAAGUUCUGUGUCAGUUCAGCAUACAGUUUUCAAUUAUGCUUAUGAUUCCAUGUUUUAAAGAUACAUUGUCCUAAGAAAUUAUUGGUACUUUUUUGUAGAAAGCAAUUAAUGCACUGGUUGAGUCCUUUGACAGAUGUGUAGACAGAAUUUAUAACUGGGUUAAAGGAUUCAAGGAAGCUGCAGGAAAAGUGUGGGAUUCUGAUAUUUACUUUAUGAUCCAAAUUGUUUCUACAAAUUGUGUUAAACUAUCUAAAAUUACUUUCAAAAGAAGUGUAUGUGUAUGUAUACCUUGAGUAUGUACACAAGCACAUGAAUAUAUACAAUACUACCCAGGUAUGGUUUUUAUCAGGAUUUUUUAGCUAGUACAAGAAUUUUAAAAUGUCACACUUUAAUUUUAAGGGGAAGAUUGGUUAUUUUCAAUUAUUAAACAUAAAACGGCCAAAUCACUUUUUAUGCAAUCAUGUUUUAUACAGUGUUCUCAUUGCACAUUGUUUUUCUGCACUUUUUACAGUAUACUUAUCAAGCUGACGGAAGUCAAUAUAUACAUCCUAAAGGAAAAUCCCACUUAAUAAUUGUGCCUUGUAUUCUAUAAUUUCGUGCAUCCUUAGUAAACUUAAGUUGUCUAUUGUAAAUGAUGACUAUAUGACUUAGGGGAAUGUAUUGCUGUAUGUACUGCUAUGGAAAAGAAACAGUUAUUUAUUUGUUUAUGGUACAUUUACUUAUUUUAUACCUUAAAAACAAACUUUAAUACAAUGUUUAUUGUUUAAAAGUAUAGUCCAAUUUAAAAGAAAAAACAAAAUAAGAUAUAAAACAGUAGCAUGGUACAAAAAUGUAACCACACUUUUAAUUUAACUCACUUUUGGAGAAGGCGGAAGGUGUGCAAAUGAAUGUUGGGUUUUCUUUUUAAACACCCUGGCUGUGUUUAGCAGUGAGUUGCCUCUGUGUUUCAACCUACCAAUCCCACAGAUAGUUGGUGCUCUUAGGUUUAGCAGUGCUAAUUAGCUGCUUGGAGAGUGACGAAUUGAAUCUAAUCUCCUAUGCUUCCACUGGUGGGGAAGGUUAAAGGGUAGGAGCUGUUUUCCACUCUUCCAAAUAGAUCGUUGGUACUGUCAAAGGAGGUGGCACUAACCAUUUGUGCUGUUAUGUGCAGAAUUUCCAAUCCAAUUUGGGAACUGUAGGCAGGUUCAGUUGUGGGAGCAAUAUGUAUAGCUUCUUUUGUGCACAUGGUUCCCAGUUAAAUGGUGAUGCACAUGUGCUUUCAUUUGCAUAUUGCACACACUGAAUGGUCAUCUGAGAUUUGAAGCUAGCAGUCUUGAAUUCCAACAGUGUAAAAAAAUACUUCAUAACAACUGGUUCUUUUUUCUGAUUUUACCACAAAAUACUCAUAAGCAUAAACAUCCACUUUUUCUGAGGUUGCUAAUUAUUGUCAGAGUUGAGCCAAUUUAGGAUAUUUUGGGACAUGGAAGAUUUUGGGGGGUUGGCUGCUUACUCCCCUUUAUUUGUCUUGGUUAAAUAUAUAAAGAGAGAGCACUUGAUCUUUCAGAACGGUUGAGCUGUCUCGCAGUUUCAUCUAAGAUGGUUGUUUUUUCAAAUCAUGACGUAGAGGGCAAUCCUCCGAAUCCUACUGGCACACAUCCCCCUUUCAAUAGUGUUUUAAAGAAAAGUAAGUGAAAUACCAUAACUGAUUUUUUAAUGGGGGAUUGGACUUUCAUUUAUAUGUGUCUUUAAAAAAAAAGAAAACAAAAAAUGUGUGUUUUCACUUACUAUUGCAGGCAUUAAACAUGAACACAUUAAGGUGGACUAUGUACAGUGAUAUAUCUUGUUUCACAUUUCACAAUGGAAGCCUUAUAGCAGAUUUAAAUUGUCCAUUUUGAGAAUCUCACUGUUGAAGGCAAUCUAUUUCAAAUGUGCAAUUUCCUGAGGUUAUCUGCAUUGUAAUGUAAAAGAAAUUGCCGAAGAAACAUGAAACUCCAGUGCUGUAUUUACUCCAUUUAUUACUGUCCCACUUGGCAUGUUUAUGUAUAUAAUAGUUAUUUGCAGCAAGUUAUGUGUAUGUGAUGUUGGAGAAUGGAAUAGGUCACACAACCAUCACAAUGUCCAAAAAUUACACAUUUCAAAAACAUGAGAUCUUAUUUGCAGUACAUAAAAAUAUUUUCCCCUUUCAUGAAUAAUCUGUUCUAGAAAGAAUUCAUGUUGACCUUAUUUUUUCUAACAUUAUUUUAGUGGUUUUAUUUGUAUGGAAACACCACUUAAGAAUAGUUGUGUUAGGUUUUCUGCAUAAGAGCUUUAGGUUGUAUUUGACUUAAAUUACUGGCAUUAGUUUUAUUUGACUGUUUUACAGAAUACUACUUACUGUAUCAACACAAAGCAAGCGAGCUUUUGAUUUCAGCAUGAUUGAAUAUGAGCAAUAAAUACUGGUUCUUGGCUUUGGAAAACGCUAUAAUGAAAUGUUAUGGAUAAUGCUACCAUAAGCAAAAUGUAAUAUUUAUUGUAUGGCAUGCUUAAAAUGGGAAAUACUAUGUAAAUGCUACUUCGGUUGGCAACUACAGCUUUUCACACAAGCAGUUACCUUACAAACCUGGCAGUAACGAUCACAGAUGUAGAAAUUCAGUCUGCUGAUACAGUUUCUGAUAUAGGGUGAUCUAUCAGUUCCACAGUGUUGCUCAUUAAAUUAUUUUCAACACUUAACUUCUGGCUACCACGUAGUGGUGUCUGAUGGAGCAUCCCAUGUCUUUUGUUUGCAAAGUAACUGUUACCCAUAUACUUUCAUUUUCACUUCAGAAGUUGUAGCUCUCUCUUCUCUUCCCCCCCCCCCAGGUUUGGUAAAUCUUUGGAAAACAGAGGUGGAUUUUGUGUCCCAGGAAUUAAACUUGGAUGACCUCAGUUCUGUCAUUGGAUAGAUCCUUUAAUAGUGUUAUGAGUAGUGAUGCAAUUUGACAAGAAUCAUCUUCCUAUAGAGAUUAGAUUGCUAUGCUGUAUAUUUGCACACAAUUAUGUGUUCCAUGCACUUACUUUGGAUUAAUUUAUAAAAUACGCAUGCAGCAUUUGGUACAUACCAACUUUUAAAAACAAUGGGUGCAUGCAUACAUACAUACAUGAGAGAGAUUGCUGUAAAGGAUUUGUACACCGCCUAGAGAUUUAAUAUCAGGCGGUAUAAAAAUAUGAUAGAUAGAUAGAUAGAUAGAUAGAUAGAUAGAUAGAUAGAUAGAUAGAUAGAUAGAUAGAUAGAUAGAUAAAUAAAUAAAUAAGAUGUUUUCAAAAUAUUGUGCUGUGCUUCAGUACAUCUGAAGUCAUUGUUAUAAUUGUAGAUCACAAUCCAGAACUCCAUGCAUGCACACAUAGCUCUCACAUGUUGAGUUGUGAAGGUUGCAGAUCCCAGUGUGCUGAAGAACAUGCAUACUGCUCUACUUUCACUCGGAUGAAUCAAAAGGCUGUAAUGUAUAAGGUUAUGAUUCUGAUAUGCCAAAAUUGCUCUUACAUGCACAUUCUUGAAUGGCAAUAAAAUCUGCAACCAAGUGAAAUUGAAGAACUUGGAUUUAAAUUGACUCUUUUAUUUAAAAUCAAGUUCCACUGUGUUUUUAAUGUAAUUUUUGUUUAAAAGUGCUUAGGAUGUCUGCUGAAAUCUUAAAAAUCAUUGGGACAAACUUGGACCUAAACAGAAACACCUUGAUUUAAGUGGAUUGUGCGUCAGAUAUUGACCAGCUAAAGCAUUUUAGCUGUCUUCUAGGUCCACAGAAAUUGUGUGCUAUGCAGUUAAUUAGGCUAGAGCAUUGGUUACAAAAUUGCUUUUUUAGCCCAUAUUGACUGAAUUCAGUUUUAAUCAUUAAUAGACCAUGUUGCAUUAAGGUCAUAAAUAGCUGAAAUUCAUAGAGUACUACAGUUACAUAACCUCCGUUUAUUUUGAAGUUUGCUUGCAUUAAAACUACGUGCAAAUGUCUAGGAUUUGAGGGAUUGUAGACUGCAUCCAGGGGUGACACAAGGAAUAUAAUCAAAAGUAUGUGCAAAUCCAUUCUCUCCCCCACCCCUGCCCACCUUUUAGCAUUUCCCCUGCUAAUUCCCAAACAACCCAGGUUUUGUGAUGGGGCAUACAAGCACAGACUGCCAUCAGUGUUUUUAAAUGUAACUUCAUUAACAUCAUCCAUAACUAUCUUCUUCAUAGAAUUUCUUAACGUCAGAACUGAAACAAAAGCUCACUUUCUCCUUGUGUACUGCUUAGUGAAGGUUUAGGGCACAGUCCAGUCACCCUCUGCAGAGCACAUGCAAGAGUUUCCUGGCCACAGUUCUCUCCCUGUAGGCAGGCCUACACGGUGAGAGCUGCACUCAUGACACAGCUGCACACGCCUAGCAUGGCAUGUAAGGGACUGACUGGAUUGAGCCCUUCCUAUAUUUUUAUAUAACAUCUGUCUCUUAAUCUUGCACUUCUUGUAAUUGGACCUAAGCAGUCAUCUGAUAAAAGGGCUGUUCAGUUUUUGCUGUAAAUAUUGUACAUAUAUGUUUAUACUUCAGAGAAAUGGUGUACAUUUCAUAUAUAGUGGCCAAGUCUGAAAAUUUAUUUCUAAUAUAACGAAUCCGGUAUUACAUUUUUGAUGAAUUAACUUCACAUGAUUUGCAUUUUAAUCAAGAUGAUUUUUAAUUACUAUUGAGAAAGUGGUGAAGCAAAAUUUACUUCUGCAGGGGAGUAACAGCAGGAGAGAAGGCAUGCCCUCAACGCCUGCCUGUGGCUUCCAGCAGCAUCUGGUGGGCCACUGUGUGAAACAGGAUCCUGGACUAGAUGAGCCUUGGGCCUGAUCCAGCAGGGCUGUUCUUAUGUGUCUUUUAUGUGCCUGUUCAGUUCAGAACAUUUUAGAAUAUACCCUAUUUCAGAAAGGUUUCAUUUAUUACAGUUUUUUUGCAUUUAACACUGAGAGAGAGAGAACACACUUUUAAAGACUGUAAUAGCAUUCACUUUGCAGUUACAAAGCCCAGGCCCAAAAUCUCAAUUUUUAAAAAGGAAAAUAAUUCAGGAGCCAUUUAUAUCCAUUUAAAUAAAAAUAAUCCCUUUUGUUUGGGUACAAAAAAAUGGAGCAAAUGCUAAAUAUUGGGAUUUCUUAUGAAUGCAGAUAACAGAUAUAUAAAAGUGAAUUUCAUAUCUGGGUGAAAAACCGUCCUAGAAAUUACACCUUGUAAAGACAAAAUACUAACACCAAAUUUGUACAUUUGCACACAAGGCAUUUAACAUGGUAUAUGUAUCUGAGACACAUGUUUAAAGAGAAUAGUCUGCUGACACACAUUGCAAAGUUACAUUUUUGAACCAUAACACUGCAAAACUUGAAAAGUAUGUUUCUGAGCAAAUUAUUUAAAUCCUUCCACUUAAAAUGUUGAGAUGUAUAAUGUAGCGCAACAUAAGGAAAUUGUCUGGAACAUUUAAUUUUGAAACUGACACAUUUUAAAGCUCUACUUAUUUUGUACAGUAUGAUGUAAACCCCAAGCUUGUUUCUGUAACAUAACAUACAAUUUUACAAAAAUUUAGGUUUUGUCAAGGUUCAUUUCUCUUAGAAAUCUGCUUUAUCAUGUUAUAAAGUGCAGUCUCUUACCUGGAUGAAGAGUGCCCUUUCUUUUUGUACAUAUUGAUUGAAACUUUUAUGUGAAAACACCUAUGUUGGUUUUGAUGAAUAAUACUUGGAAUCCUUUUAUACAAACUAGAAUGUAUGUGUAAGAAUUACUGUCACAGCAAUGUAGUAACUACAAACUUAUUUUUAAAUAAAUAGAAAACUCGUUUUUCUAAA
Messenger RNA from Hemicordylus capensis (graceful crag lizard), 12220 nucleotides. RefSeq names its product pleckstrin homology domain interacting protein (gene PHIP). The transcript has 40 exons. The coding region runs from base 226 to 5736 and encodes 1836 amino acids. Gene Ontology annotation, cellular component: nucleus. Gene Ontology annotation, molecular function: protein binding. Gene Ontology annotation, biological process: cytoskeleton organization; regulation of transcription by RNA polymerase II; regulation of cell shape. The record is from RefSeq and is a predicted model, not a curated record. NCBI's taxonomy places the organism in Eukaryota, Metazoa, Chordata, Lepidosauria, Squamata, Cordylidae.